Balaenoptera acutorostrata (minke whale) is the source of this 2655-nucleotide messenger RNA. RefSeq names its product AKT serine/threonine kinase 1 (gene AKT1). The record is from RefSeq and is a predicted model, not a curated record. Gene Ontology annotation, molecular function: ATP binding; protein serine/threonine kinase activity. Gene Ontology annotation, biological process: protein phosphorylation. The transcript has 14 exons. NCBI's taxonomy places the organism in Eukaryota, Metazoa, Chordata, Mammalia, Artiodactyla, Balaenopteridae. The coding region runs from base 310 to 1752 and encodes 480 amino acids.
GCCGGCCCAGCGCAGCAGCGCAGCCAGCGCAGCCCGGAGGAGCCAGCCGGCGGCCGCGCACGAGCUCCGGGUCCGGCGGCGCGCGAGGCCCGCCCGAGCAGCGCCCGCCGCGGCCUCCAGCCCGGCCCCGGCCGGCCGGCCCGCGGGGAUGCGGAGCGGCGGGCGCCGGAGGCCGCGGCCCGGCUAGGCCCGCGCUCGCGCCGGACGCGGCGCCCGAGGCUGUUGACAGCCCGCUGGGCUCUGGGAGGACCCUGCUAGAGGCGUGUGAGCGAGGUCGGGGCCACGCAGGCCCGCGGGAGCCUCGGCACCAUGAACGACGUGGCCAUCGUGAAGGAGGGCUGGCUGCACAAACGAGGUGAGUACAUCAAAACCUGGCGGCCCCGGUACUUCCUCUUGAAGAAUGACGGCACCUUCAUCGGCUACAAGGAGCGGCCGCAGGACGUGGAGCAGCGUGAGUCGCCCCUGAACAACUUCUCCGUGGCGCAAUGCCAGCUGAUGAAGACGGAGCGGCCGCGGCCCAACACCUUCAUCAUCCGCUGCCUGCAGUGGACCACGGUCAUCGAGCGCACGUUCCAUGUAGAGACCCCUGAGGAGCGGGAGGAGUGGACAACUGCCAUCCAGACGGUGGCCGACGGGCUCAAGAGGCAGGAGGAGGAGAUUAUGGACUUCCGGUCAGGCUCGCCCGGCGAGAACUCAGGGGCCGAGGAGAUGGAGGUGGCGCUGGCCAAGCCCAAGCACCGCGUGACCAUGAAUGAGUUUGAGUACCUGAAGCUGCUGGGCAAAGGCACCUUCGGGAAGGUGAUCCUGGUGAAGGAGAAGGCCACGGGCCGCUACUAUGCCAUGAAGAUCCUGAAGAAGGAGGUUAUUGUGGCCAAGGACGAGGUGGCCCACACGCUCACGGAGAACCGCGUCCUCCAGAACUCCCGGCACCCCUUCCUGACGGCCCUGAAGUACUCCUUCCAGACCCACGACCGCCUGUGCUUCGUCAUGGAGUACGCCAACGGAGGCGAGCUCUUCUUCCACCUGUCCCGGGAGCGGGUGUUCCCCGAGGACCGGGCCCGGUUCUACGGCGCCGAGAUCGUGUCCGCCCUGGACUACCUGCACUCGGAGAAGAACGUGGUGUACCGGGACCUCAAGCUGGAGAACCUCAUGCUGGACAAGGACGGGCACAUCAAGAUCACCGACUUCGGGCUGUGCAAGGAGGGCAUCAAGGAUGGCGCCACCAUGAAGACCUUCUGCGGGACGCCCGAGUACCUGGCCCCCGAGGUGCUGGAAGACAAUGACUACGGCCGGGCGGUGGACUGGUGGGGGCUGGGCGUGGUCAUGUACGAGAUGAUGUGCGGCCGCCUGCCCUUCUACAACCAGGACCACGAGAAGCUCUUCGAGCUCAUCCUCAUGGAGGAGAUCCGCUUCCCACGCACGCUCAGCCCUGAGGCCAAGUCCCUGCUCUCAGGGCUGCUCAAGAAGGACCCCAAGCAGCGGCUCGGUGGGGGCUCCGAGGACGCCAAGGAGAUCAUGCAGCACCGCUUCUUCGCCAGCAUCUUGUGGCAGGAUGUGUAUGAGAAGAAGCUCAACCCGCCCUUCAAGCCUCAGGUCACGUCCGAGACGGACACCAGGUAUUUUGAUGAGGAGUUCACAGCCCAGAUGAUCACCAUCACGCCGCCCGACCAAGAUGACAGCAUGGAGGGCGUGGACAGCGAACGGAGGCCUCACUUCCCCCAGUUCUCCUACUCGGCCAGCGGCACGGCCUGAGGGGCCCGCCGGCCGCGCUUGGGACGCCACCGUGGGCAGCUGCGUGCUCUGGACGAGGGCUUGGAAGGAUCGGGAGGAAGCCUCGCACGGAUGACCUGUAUUUAAUGUUUCUUAUUUCUGGAUGCGUUUGGGCGGAACCAUGCCGUCCUCCAACACGGAUGGGAAGACGCCUCGUGCUGUGGGCAGGGCUGCCCGCCUUGGGGGCGGUGUCCCCCUGGCCAGCCAGGUCGGGAGGAAGACAUCCUGCGGUUUUUCUUAAUUUAUUCAUCCAGUUCUCCAGACGUGGCCUCGGCCUUCGGAACGAUUAGAUUCACGUAGGAAAACGUUGAGGACUUCUGCAGCCAAGUGCAAUCGGGCCCGGGUGGGCCCUGCCCGCGGCCCCUCCGUCCCUCUCGCCGGCUGUCCCUGGCUGCCCCUGUCUCAGCCCGGCCCGGGGGCCGCAGAAGCCACUUGGCCAUGGUGCUGGCCCGGCCCCCUCUCGCUUGGGGUGGGGCACGCAGCAGCCCCAGCGCUGAGGCUGGAGGAGGGUGGCCCCUGCAAUGGGGCUGGGCCGGGGCUCACCGGCGAGACAGAAGAGCCAGGUGACAUCUGUUGCCGUGUAUUAUGCUGUUCACGUGCAUACUGGGGUUUCUAAUCUCAGGAGAGAACCCUCCCUCCGCCCCCUUCCCCAUUGGGACCGUCUCACCCGAUGGCUUCCCUUGGUAGCACCUGUCCUUAUAGAAGCUUCACUCUCCUGCUGUCGCCCUGGCCCCACCUGAUGCCCUUGGGAGGGGCCAUCGCUGCACCCUCCGUGUCUCCCAGCCGGACGCUGCGCUGCACCGUGGCGUUUUUUAUACUCAACUUUAGUAUUUUUACUAUUAUGAGACUUUCCCUCCAAAUUCUUCAAUAAAAAUUGCUUUUCAA